Molecule: messenger RNA, 2424 nt
Organism: Amphibalanus amphitrite
Lineage: Eukaryota; Metazoa; Arthropoda; Thecostraca; Balanomorpha; Balanidae
Product: PTB domain-containing engulfment adapter protein 1-like
Exons: 10
Coding region: 479-1783 (434 amino acids)
Source: RefSeq, a predicted model, not a curated record
GCGCAGGUUUUCCUCCCUGCCAUUCCGGCGGCGGUCAGAGGGACGGAGCCGGGGCGGCGGAGGCGGCCUCGCGGUGCCCCCGUUCCAGCGCGCCUGGCACCGCCGCUGCCGGCUGGAGGCGGCCCGUACCGCGCGGCUCGCGGUCGCCGCCGGCGGACCGCCAGUUGCGCGGUCAGCACGGCCCGGCGGUGAGCAGUGCGCAGCGGUGCGGGAGGAAGAGGGCCGUGGCACUCUGUCAGAUCGGCCCGAGACGGGACUCGUGCUCAACAGAGGCCGUCGGCGGACGAUGUGAGCCGGCGGCGGACGGUGCGAGACUGUCGGCCCUCCAGCAGCAGCAGCAGCAGCAGCAGCAGCAGCAGCAGCAGCAGCAGCGAAGGAGGCCGCCCUCGGACCGGGCGCCGCGUGCCGGUCACAGCAGCUCUGCACGCGCCGCGCCGCCCAGGCCGCCGGAACAAUAGGGCCCCGCACGGACGCCGCCAUGAGGAACUCGGCCAUCCUGCGGUGGACGCAGAACAACAAACUGCUGCAGCGCUCCAACUCGCAGGGUAGCAACACCAAGGCGCCAUGGGUUCACCCAGCGGACGCCAUGAAGACUGGACACAUCGCCUACCUAGUGAAGUUUCUGGGCCGAACUGAGGUCGAUCAGCCCAAAGGCAUCGAGGUUGUCAAGGAAGGCAUCCGGAAACUACAGUUCGGCCAGGAGAUCAAGAAGUCGGAGUGCUCCAAGCUCCCGAAGCGAGAGCUCACCAUCUCCAUCAAUGGUGUAGCGAUACAGGACCCCAAAACCAAGGAAAUUCUAUACCAGUAUCCGCUACACCGAAUAUCUUACUGUGCUGACGACAAGGGGGAAAAGAAGUUCUUCAGCUUUAUCGCAAAGGAGGCCGACAAGGAAGUGCACUCAUGUUUCGUGUUCGUCAGCGACAAACUCGCGGAAGAGAUCACGCUAACCAUCGGGCAGGCGUUCGACCUGGCUUACCGUCAGUUCCUGGACUCGUCGGGCCGUGACCUGGAGAACCGCAAGCAGAUGAUGAUGCUGCAGAAGCGGCUGGCGCUGGCCAAGGCGGAGGCCGAUGAGCUGCGCCGCCGGCUGCGCGACGUGGCCGAACUGGCACCGCCCGCCGCCGUCCACAACUACUGCCGCCAAAAUCUGAUUCUGAGUCUGCUGGACGCGUCUCCGGCCAGCCCUGCACGGAAUGGCGACCACGGUCCUGACGCGGGCGGCGGCGGCACCACCACCAGCAGCAGCAGCACGGGCAGCAGCGACGGCAGCAGCAGCGGCAACAGCAGCGGCAGCGGCUCGCCGGCCCCGCCCGCCGUACCGCCGCGCAACGCCGACAGCUCCGGCAGGGCGAGGGAUUCGGACGAAACGACUCCUGCGGUUGGGACCAAAUUGGAGGGCCUGCUGUUUGAAGAUCUGGUCGAGCCAACACCCGCCACGGACAUCUCCCUGCCUCCGCCAGCCAUCGCGCCACCGCCGCGGCCCUCGCAGCCGACCGAAUCCAAGGACCUGUUCGGAGCAGAGCCGUUCGCGCCUUCCGCCCCGAUCAGCCAACCACCACCACCACCGCCACCGCAGCAGCAGCAGCAGCAGCAGCAGGACCAGGACCAGAGCUCUGACGACCCGUUCGGCAUGGGCAGCUUCCAGGGCUCGCCGGGGGAGAUUGAGAACGCCAUCGGUCUGCUGGACAGGCGGCUCAGCGAAAUGAAGGACGGCUUCAGCCGAGGUCUGUCCAUUGGCAACGACGACUUCUCUCUGGACGACCUCGACCCUCUGAAGAACUAGGCCGCGCGCCGAUGGACGGGUGAAGGCGGUCCCGGAUCGAUCCCGUGUGCGCACCGGACUUGGGCCGGGGAGCUGCCGAGUUGACCUGAUCUGGGCGGCGUACCGUCGCCCUGCAGACCGCCGGUGGCCCUCUCCGACGGCGAGUCACCAUGGACGAAUGGUGGUCUGUGGCUGCAGAGCUGCGUCUCAACUGGGGAACUGGGUGGGGGAGGAGGGCGAGAAAGAGUGUGAGUGCGUGAGUGGGCGAACGUGAGAAACAGACGAGAGUGAAAGGAAGAGGGAAUUAGGUAUCGAGAGGUUAUGCUAAGUUCAGUGGUGGACAACAGCAAGGACCUGUUAGAAAUUCGUAUCACUAGUAAAGUUGUGAACUGCUUCAGCACAGGCAGAAAGUACCAUGGCGUCAGUUUUAAACGAAACGCGCCACACAGAUUAUUGAAUAACCCCUUCUUCGCGUGCGAAACAUAUACCUAUGUCAUUAAGUGCGUCUGAAAGCGCAAGGUGAUAAUGAAUAAGUGUAGGCAAUAAUAUAUAUGUAUUUUGUAGGCCUGUUGUGCACAGAAGGCGCUGAAAGAUUAUCAUAUGUAUUCGUGAAAUACAUACUAUCCUUAUGGUAUUGCCAAUACAAGACUAUUGUGUUGGAA